CCUGAGGUUUAUCUCAAUGUCAUGUAUCCUCCUCAGCACACUUUUGUAUCAGUGAGUCCAUGCUGUGAAAUAGUGGAGGGAGAUUCAGUGACUCUGAUCUGCAGCAGUGAUUCAAACCCACCUGCAGAAAUCAGCUGGAUUAAAGGAGGAUCAACUGUAGGAUCUGGAAGAAUCUACAACAUCUCAAAGAUCAGAUCUGAUCACAGUGAAGAAUACAAGUGCAAGUCCAGAAAUAAACAUGGAGAGAAAUACUCUGAAGCUGUGACUUUAAACAUCAAGUUUGUAGGAUGUCAGGUGAUAUUAUACAUAUCUGUUGGAGUGGUUUGUGGAGCUGCAGCUGUUAUCACGAUGGUGCUUAUGAUUUGGCGAAGCAGGGUGAAAAAGAGAAAGGACACCCAGGAUGUUGUGUUGGCUGAAUCUGUAUAUGAAAAUGUAACGGCGAAACCGUAGUACUUGGGAUGCGGAGCCCUGAAUGAUUGACAGCAGUCCCACGAUUUCCAUUUAUUCAUUUAUUCAUUCUGCAGCAGUUUUUUUUCAUGUACA
Molecule: messenger RNA, 543 nt
Organism: Puntigrus tetrazona (Sumatra barb)
Lineage: Eukaryota; Metazoa; Chordata; Actinopteri; Cypriniformes; Cyprinidae
Product: B-cell receptor CD22-like
Exons: 5
Coding region: 22-450 (142 amino acids)
Source: RefSeq, a predicted model, not a curated record